Messenger RNA from Pelobates fuscus (common spadefoot toad), 3646 nucleotides. Its product is annotated as regulator of G-protein signaling 9-binding protein B-like. The transcript has 3 exons. Gene Ontology annotation, cellular component: neuron projection. The record is from RefSeq and is a predicted model, not a curated record. Lineage: Eukaryota; Metazoa; Chordata; Amphibia; Anura; Pelobatidae. Bases 267 to 1019 code for a protein of 250 amino acids. Gene Ontology annotation, biological process: G protein-coupled receptor signaling pathway.
UUCAAAAGAGCUGCUUCUUAUGAUUUCUUUUCUACCUAUUCAUAGUUUAUUUUAUUCUACUGUAAAUAUUUACUUUACUACAAGGGAGAAUCAUGCCCUUCAUGCUUCAGCUGGCAUAAUGUAAAAUCAGAUUGCAAUGCUAUCACUAGAGUUUUGCCCCUGGCAUAAAGUCAUCUCUUCGGGAUCUUAAAACUCAAGGGCAGCAUGUAGUUUUGACGUUUUCAGAGUUUUUAGCAUUGGAGAGUUCUCAAGAGAAGAUACCAGUAAUGCAUCUGCCGAAUAUUAAGGUAGCCAAUGAAGAGAGUGUGAAUUCCCUGAAAGUCAAAGAGGAGUGUGUUGCAGUGGUGGAAGCUCUCAACAAGGUGGUAUCUUGCUACAGGCAUCUGGCAGUCUCUGUUGGGGGGUCAUCAGAUAAUAUUCGCCUUCGAGAUGAGCUGAGACGCACUCGUGAGAAGGCACAGGAGCUGGCAUUGAGUAACAGGAAUAAGUUGACCUCAGCACUUCGGAACAAACAGCUUUGCAAAGAAGACCGUGCGGAUUUAGAGCGUCUGUGGGUGCAGUUUGCCUGUUCGGUGGAGCUUUUUCACACUGAUAUGUGCAAGGUCUAUGAGCUGGGAUUGAUAACGCCUCUGUCUGCAACUCAUCAACCUGCAAUACAGACAGGUGCUACAGGCAGUACUUCUGCCAUUGCCGCUAGGGCUCUAAGCGUCCAGAACAUCACCUACAGUGAUUCCCCAACUAACAAAGCAAACCGGGAACACAAAGAACUGGAGGACGAAAUUCUAAAAGUGGAUCAGAUGAUCACAGACAUGGAGAUGAAAGUUAAUGUUUUAAGGUGGACUGUAGAAGCAAAUGCAAAUAUGAAUGAUGAGCUUGAUAAUAAUGAUUACUCCUCAGUGACUUUGCUUUCUGUGGAAGAAAGAGAGUCUCGACACUGCUGCAAUGGACAACAGUUAAUUGUGUCUCUGCUUUUGUGUGGAGUAACUUUAAUAGCAGUUACACUUUCAUCAGUGCUGUAAAUAUGGUGGGACAUUCUCGGGACCGUGUGAGUUAGUGCUGGGUCCUUUGAAAUGAGAGUAAUACAAAAAAUAUAUAAUUUUAUUAGAACGAAUGUGUCAAAUCUAAUAAUUUAUGCAAGAGUGUUUUAAGUACUAUUUAAAAAAGACCAGUUAAGGCCCAGCAUCACUUGGCUGGAGUUCAUUGUAAGCUCAUUCCAUGGUUAAAUUUCGCACAAGAUGGCAACUAAUAGACAUGCAAUAUAGCACUAUCAUUAUCUGAGAUAAAUAUAAACUAUUUACAACUGCACUCCCCAGCUGAAUUCAACAUGACUUCACCAUAAGCUGUAUCAUAAUAAAGUACUCUCUUCUUAGUCAAGACUUUUGGGUACAAACUGAUUAACCUUAGAAAUAAUGUGAAUAAUUUGGCAAGCAGUGUGUGCUCCAGCUGAUCAUAGACAAAGCUAUGCCAAGCAUACGUGAGUUGCACUCAGGGUUAGGAUUUGUGAUGACAAUUUUGAUUGCAGAUUUUUUUUUAUUUUAAUAAUUUUUAGGGCAUAAAAGUUCUCUCAGAAACAUAUUUUCAAAGAAAGUUUGACUGUACUUCCAAUAUAUUAUCUAUGACUUUCCUGAAUUCCCACCUUCCUACUACGAUCAGUCACUCACAAAAUAAUGAAACUCUCAGCACUCUAAUUUUAGGGAUACAAGCAUGCAUUCCUAAUGCUAGAGUAAGAAAAUAAUGAGAUUAACCUAUAUUUAGUCCCCUGGCACCCUGGCUUGCUGCAGUAACCUCUCCUCCCCAACUGAGACUGUCUCUGCUUACAGACGAUUUCAGUCAAAACAAUGCUACCCCAUAGGCAAAUAUUGGGGCGCUAAUAUGCAUGUUCGGCAAUGGCCACUCUGCUCCAAUCAACUUAUCUUGAAGGAGCACUAUAGGGUCAGGAACACAAACAUGUAUUUCUGACCCUAUAUUGUUAAAACCACCAUCUGGCCCCCUUUGCCUCCCUAAAUAUAGUAAAAUCCUACUUGUAUUCAAGUCUGCAGCUCCUGGCUCUGCCCCUGUCUGCCUCAGACCUGCCUCUGUCUGCUGACAUUAUCAGAAGUGGUUAUCUGAACCAGUCACAGUGCUUCCCCAUAGGAUUGGCUGAGACUGUAAAGGAGGCAGAUCGGGGGCAGAUACAGCACAAGUCAAACACAGCCCUGGCCAAUCAGCAUCUCCUCAUAGAGAUGAAUUGAAUCAAUGCAUCUCUAUGAGGAAAGAUCAGUGUCUGCAUACAGAGGGUGGAGACACUGGAUGGCAGUGCUGCUUACUCUGCACCACUGCCCAAGGAAGCAGCUUUAGCAGCCAUUUUAGGAGUGGCCAGUGGAGUUAUCACUAGGCUGUAAUGUAAAUACUGUAUUUUCUCUGAAAAGACAAUGUUUACUGCAGAAAGCCUGAAAGGAAUAAUUAUACUCACCAGAAAAAAAUGCAAUAAGCUGUAGUUGUUCUGGUGACUAUAGUGUCCCUUUCAUAAAGAUGCAUUGACUCUAUGUAUCUCUAUGAUGAUUGUUCGGCUCUGAACAAUGGUCGUGCAAUUAGGAACCACAACCAGAAAAGGCAGUGUUUAUACUGCAGGGGAAAACAUUUUUACCGUAGAACUACGACAUUAAGCUGUAGUGAUUCUGGUGCUCAGAGGGUCCCUUUAAAAAAUACCAUCGCCAACUAGAUUGCUCCUCUUGACCACAUGCUCCCAUUAACACAUCCCAAGUGUUGUUUCUUCCAUGGGAUAAAGAAUACAAGCUUCCAGGUUCAUCAUAAUCUCUGUUAGGCUGAUAAAGACCCCAAAACCGUUCCUGUGACGACAAAAGAAACACAAAAUCACCAACAGAGAAUAUAUAACAAAUACAUUUUCAAAUCUGUGCACGUGUGGAUUCAUAUUUCUUGUAAGCUUCAACUUGUGGUUCUCUCCGUGUAUGAAUGAAGGAGAAAAUACAUAGCCUAGGAAUAUUUUGGCACCUUAUCCAACAAAUGACAGGACAAAGGACUGCACCCUGUCUGCCUAGUAGAGAUCUGGAGGGCCACAGUCAAGUAUUGUACAUCAUAACCAUUCGACUGCUCAUUUUGGUCAGAUCACCAUCACCUAACAUUCGUAUUCAUCUAGUGUCCAGCAGUCUAGAGAGAACCCACGAUCUGCUACAAUGUGUUUGUAUGUUCUCUGUGUGCUAUAUGUCCUUUUAACUCCUACCAGUUUUCUAUGCAGCAAUGCAAAUGUCUCCAGACUGGCACCUUAACCCUUUCACAAGACAAGUCUAAAAAAAGGAAACCAAAAGGACUAAAUGUUGUCUAUAAUUGCCCCACAUAUCAGUGGAAAGAUAUAAAGGAUGGGAUCCAGCAAAUGCAAUUAUGGGUCUGGUGUGUGACAGAGAGAUCAGAAGCUGCCAAAUACAUGAUACAAAGAUUAUGCUAUUCUAUCAGUGAUCCCAUUUGUUGAACAACCUUAUGUGGAGUGGAUAAGUUAUCAUUUUGUAAGCAUUUUUGCGGUUAAAGGGAACCAGUCACUAAAAAACAUAUGUAUUUGUCUUGUGUUUAAAUUAGACUCAUAUAGAGAAUUAAAUAAUAUGUUUAUAUAGGUAACAGUUUAUGUUAAAUGUUAUUUUUUGCUUUUGAAAUA